AUGGCAGCUACUACUACUACUCAAACAGAAGAGUACGUGUCUUUGAAGAUUCUGUUGAAUGAAAAUGGUAACAAAGUGUUGUUUGCUGAAGCUGGUAAGGACUUUGUAGACAUUCUCUUUAGCUUCUUAACAAUGCCUUUAGGAACCAUUGCAAGGCUGGUAGAGAACGGAUCUAGCAUUGGACCAGUUACUGUUGGGUGUCUAAACUCACUCUAUCAAAGUGUAGCUUCUCUUGAUGUAAGUUGUUUCUGUAACGACACAUUCAAACAAAUGCUGCUGCGGCCAAUUAACUCAGCGGAAGAUUAUUGCAACGCUCUUAAACUCAACAUUGAUGACACUCAACCCACCAAGUACUUCGCGUGUCAUCAUUAUUGGAUCGACAAUCAUGAUUUGACAAUAUCAUCAUAUAAAGAUAAACAUAAAUGUUACUGUGGACGCCCUUUUACCACAUCAGUUUCCCUUAAACAUUCCGGUCAAGGAUUUGUUAAUUGUGUUACUACUUUUGUUAUAACCGACGAUCUCACUGUCAUGCCAAACGGAAUUGAUUAUACAAGCCUUAGUCUGCUGCAGGAAUAUGGCAUAACAAAUCCUAGUUCCGUAAAACAAAUAGUUCUCAAUGUUACUAAAGAAAAGGUGCUUGAUCUGUUAAAGCAUUCUUUAGUUUCCACCUCAACUCUGACAGACUUGUUUUUAAGGAAGAAACCAUCCCUAGGGGGUUCAGUGUUUUUCUUGCGUGAUGGACAAAGUAGCUGCAAAAUCGAAAUCACUGUGAAGCUAGUCAUAAGAAAAUCGGAUGGAAAAUUAUUGUAUGCUCAAGGGGAACAAGAUUUUGCAAACAUGCUUUUGAACUUUCUUACUUUUCCUUUAGGAGGAAUUGCCCGAAUAUUUGGAGGGAAGUGUUCCUUGGGCAGCAUCAACAGAUUGUACAAGAGUAUAGCUGAUUUGGAUGAAAACAAAUAUUUGUUAUCAAAUGAAGCUAAGAACAUGCUUGUUAAUCCUUGCAUUGCCUCGCUUGUAACAUUAAGUAAGCCGAUAUUAACAGUUCUGGAACCUAGUAGCGAUAAUAUUAGCGUUCAGUUUUCUAGUCAUUAUGGUAAACCGAUCUAUACUGGAAAGAUUAAGAAAAUGAGUUUUGCUAAUCUGGAGAGACCGGUGGAUGGUUAUGUGAAGGGUCCUGAUAUGUAUGUUGCUACUGAUGAUUUAGUGGUAUCACCAUUGUCACCACUUUCAGCUUUUGGUUUACUUAACCGAUUUAAAACUCCUCUUACUGAUUUGAAGGAAAAAGUUGUCGUUAUUGGUGCCAAAGAGUGUCUUUGCAUUUUAAUGGCUGCUAUGACUUCAUCAUCUGCCCUUACAAAUGGAUUGGCUCACAUCUUAGCUGAAGUCAAGGAGGAGAAAUGA
Molecule: messenger RNA, 1401 nt
Organism: Vicia faba (fava bean)
Lineage: Eukaryota; Viridiplantae; Streptophyta; Magnoliopsida; Fabales; Fabaceae
Source: the annotation of a GenBank genome assembly